CAAGUCAUGUACUAGCCCUUCCUGGCAACUUCCUUUCUCUUGCCAUUAUAUAUACUUGGAUUAUAUCACAAACCAGUCAUGGCACUUAAACAAAUGGGUUCUGAAAAGGUGUCAAGAACCAGGACUCAUCAACCUUGUGCUGCUUGUAAGAUGCUUCGUCGGAGAUGUGACAACAAUUGCGUACUUGCACCGUAUUUUCCUAUUGAUGAGAUGGGAAAGUUUGCCUGUGUGCAUAAGGUUUUUGGAGCUAGCAAUGUCAUUAAAAUGAUUCAGAUGGUUGAGGAGACAAAGCGGGAGGAUGCUGUAAAGGCAAUAGUUUAUGAAGCAACAGCAAGGCUCAGAGACCCUGUUUAUGGCAGCGCUGGGGCUACUUUUCACUUGCAUAAGAUGGUGCAGGAUCUGAAAGUUGAGUUGGAAUCAAUACAAACUCAAGUUGCGGCUUUGCAAGAGCAAAGAAAUCAGUUAUUGGGCAUCCUUAUGAAUGUUCAUCACCAGGAUCCUGUCUUCCCCAUAAAUGAAUCCAUGUUUGAUUGUGGAGGUUUCUCAGUAGGUGAUGGAUCUUUAGCCUGUGAUCCUUUUGACUUCUCUAUGGAGUGUGACUGGAUUUUGUGAGGGGAUUCUUAUUCUCACCGUUCAGUUAUCCUCAGUAUCAUAAGUUAGAAUUUUUCUUUUUAGAAGGUUAAAAAGAUAUAUCAAGAACUUAGUAGGAAGGUAGGUAGCCAUGGAAAAUAUACUCUGGUUCAGCUUGACAAGAAAUGUUACAUGGUAGAAUCAAAAUUUACAAAGUUAUAAUUUGUAAUUUUAAAGCUAUUAACUAUUGAUUCGUUUGACCA
Mangifera indica (mango) is the source of this 833-nucleotide messenger RNA. RefSeq names its product LOB domain-containing protein 1-like. NCBI's taxonomy places the organism in Eukaryota, Viridiplantae, Streptophyta, Magnoliopsida, Sapindales, Anacardiaceae. The transcript is spliced from 2 exons. Bases 79 to 612 code for a protein of 177 amino acids. The record is from RefSeq and is a predicted model, not a curated record.